Molecule: messenger RNA, 1316 nt
Organism: Bacillus rossius redtenbacheri
Lineage: Eukaryota; Metazoa; Arthropoda; Insecta; Phasmatodea; Bacillidae
Product: phosphotriesterase-related protein
Exons: 7
Coding region: 100-1143 (347 amino acids)
Biological process (GO): catabolic process
Molecular function (GO): zinc ion binding; hydrolase activity, acting on ester bonds
Source: RefSeq, a predicted model, not a curated record
ACAUUCAUGUUUGGCUUAACUUAGGGAUCUCCUUCUUCUGGGAGUUGCAUAAAAUCAUUUCAUUACAAUUGUGGUAUAUAUCGGCAAAGCGGUUCAAAUAUGAAUAGUGUUCAAACAGUAUUAGGUCUAGUUCCAUCCACUUCCUUGGGGAGAACACUAACACACGAGCAUUUAGAGAUCAACUACAGCCACUUCUACAUUCCACCACCAGUGAAUAUUGAACCAUUUGUUGAGAAAAAAAUCUCUCUCGGCAAUAUUGGACUUGUUCGACAGUAUCCGUAUGCUAGCAGAGAGAACUUGGGCCUAGACAAGUCCACCAGGCAAAGUGUUUUGAAGGAAAUGCAUUUGUUUUUGGAAUGGGGCGGUGGUUCUGUGGCUGAGAACACAAAUCACGGUCUCCACAGAAACUUAGCCCUGAUGAGACAAGUACAACAAGAAACUGGGGUUAAUGUGAUAGCAGGAACUGGAUACUACUUGGCUCAAAUCCAACCCCACAGUGUUCUGAACAUGUCUCAAGAAGACAUCUUCAAUGUCAUCAUUACCGAGAUGACGGAAGGCUGCCUGGAAGAUUCAACAGUCAAGUGUGGAUUCAUUGGAGAGGUCGCCAGUGACUGGCCCAUAAGUGAUUUUGAAAAGCGCAGCAUCCAAGCAACUGCAGAGGCACAGUCGUCGCUAGGCUGUGCUGUCAGCUUCCACCCCGGGAGGGAUCCCAAAGCUCCUUUUGAGAUCAUUCGCCUAUUUCAAGAGGCAGGUGGAGAUGUCCAGAAGGCAGUCAUGUCACACUUGGACAGAACCCUAUCUCAGUCGGAGCAGCUGGAGUUUGCGGCGCUGGGAGCGUAUUGUCAGCAAGACCUGUUCGGCACAGAGUGCUCGUACUACCAGUUACACCCGAUGUACGACAUGCCCUCCGAUGCCCAGCGACUCAGCAACGUGACAGCACUGCUCAGAGAGGGCAGGGAAGACCGGGUGCUCAUGUCUCAUGACAUACACACCAAACACAGACUGAUGGACUAUGGAGGCCAUGGGUACGCUCAUAUUUUGAUCAACAUUGUACACAAAAUGUUGGCCAAAGGUAUUCCCCAACAAGUAAUCGAUAAAAUAACUAUUAAGAACCCACAAAACUGGCUUUCUAUAAAGCAAUAAUCCAAAUAACAUACAUUUUGUUCUGUGCCAAUUCUAAUUAGUCAUAUUUAUUGUUUAUAAGCUAACAUGUAUUUAAAAGCACUAUGUUAUCCAGUGUUUCCAUGCUUUGGAUGUACAUCUUGAUUAUAUAUAAAUUAAAUAACUACGUAUAAAGUAAGGAUACUGCGUUUAUC